Dipodomys ordii (Ord's kangaroo rat) is the source of this 1091-nucleotide messenger RNA. Its product is annotated as trafficking protein particle complex subunit 2-like protein. Gene Ontology annotation, biological process: endoplasmic reticulum to Golgi vesicle-mediated transport. Gene Ontology annotation, cellular component: nucleus; TRAPP complex; cytoplasm. NCBI's taxonomy places the organism in Eukaryota, Metazoa, Chordata, Mammalia, Rodentia, Heteromyidae. The record is from RefSeq and is a predicted model, not a curated record. The transcript has 5 exons. The coding region runs from base 211 to 711 and encodes 166 amino acids.
GCACGCCGCCAUCCAGCCUCUCAGUGCUCGGACAGGGCCUGCUGCGGGGGAGGCCCCGGGGUGCGCGGAGGCCGCGGCCGCGGGAGGCUGCCCGAGGCCAGGGCCUUCCACGGGUGUGCUGCUCCUGGCACCGACAGGCUCUCUUCCUGAUGGUGGAGUUGUGUCCCCAUUAAUCCACGUCCAGAAAGCUGUCCGGAGUCAAAGGAGGGGAUGGAGCCCAAGAGGAAAGCUGUGCAUUCCAGGAAUUAUCCUCUCUACAUCCGCAGCACCCCCAUGGAAAAUGAGCUGAAGUUCCAUUACAUGGUGCACACAUCCCUGGAUGUGAUAGAGGAGAAGAUCUCUGCCAUGGGGAAGGCAUUAGUGGACCAGAGGGAGCUCUACCUGGGCCUACUGUACCCGACCGAGGACUACAAGGUAUACGGGUAUGUGACCAACUCCAAGGUGAAGUUUGUCAUGGUGGUGGAUUCCUCCAACACAGCCCUUCGGGACAAUGAAAUUCGUAGCAUGUUCCGUAAGCUGCACAAUUCCUACACAGAUGUGAUGUGCAACCCCUUCUACAACCCUGGUGACCGCAUCCAGUCCAGGUGGGCCUACUCUCCUUACCUUGCUGCGGCCUUCUGCGGUGGACAGUCCCCAGCCCCCCAGCUUCAAAGUGGCAAGGCCUUUUACCAAAUCAUUGCUGAUGCAGACGGCCAUCUACCCAGCAGAUGAGGGGUGUAGUGGGGCGGGGGUCUGUGUAUGCCUGGGGACAUACUGGGUCCAAGCUGGGAGCAGCAGCCUUUAGGCACAGAAGUCAUUGUCCUGCCUUCUGUAGUGAGCAGAUGCUUGACUGCAGGUGUCUUUCAAACAGCCCCCAGGUAGACUUGAUAUGUGAACAGUCACGCCUGUAAUUCAUGGCAAGUGUGGGUUCUAUGUGUGUGUCUAUCCAGGAAUUCCUAAGGGACUCCUUCCUGCAUGCCUUUCCUUGGCUGGGCACUGGUGUCUUGGGUCAAUGCUCUGUUCUAGGGGAGAGCAGGCAGGUGUCCUUGAACUGCGUAGGGUGAGGAAAACACUGCCCACGCACUUUGGCCUUGGCCUGGGAGGUCCUCCAG